Molecule: messenger RNA, 2385 nt
Organism: Mytilus trossulus (common blue mussel)
Lineage: Eukaryota; Metazoa; Mollusca; Bivalvia; Mytilida; Mytilidae
Product: exostosin-like 3
Exons: 8
Coding region: 1-2385 (794 amino acids)
Cellular component (GO): membrane
Molecular function (GO): glycosyltransferase activity
Source: RefSeq, a predicted model, not a curated record
AUGUCCAAUAAUUCUAGGCGGCACGUUGAUGCAGCAAAUAGUGAGAGAUGGUCCGCUGGAGACAAAAUAUAUCCACAUCGUCACCCUUUAAUGGCAGUCCUGGAUUUAAAAAGUGAUUCAACUGAAUGUACCAUGACAAGUUGUUUUAAUUUUACCAAAUGUUCUGUCACAGAAGGACUGCGAGUGUAUUAUUAUGGCUUAAAUGGUGCUUUUAGCAGCUCACUGUCUGCCUUGAACCUAUUUCACACAAGAAAUAUCUAUAUAACAUCUGAUCCAUCAGAAGCAUGCUUAUUUGUUAUCGACACGUCGAAACUUGUUGAUUUUGAUAACAACAAAAACUUCAAUGCACAGUUACCAAAUCAAUCUACGAGAUAUAAUGAUGCCCCGAAUUACAUAUUGAUAAAUUCAGAAGCUAAAGACGAAAAUAUUAAUAAGUUUCUACAGUUUACUACUGCGCGAACUAUAUUAGCACAAUCAAACUUUGUUGAAACGAAAUUUCGACCAGGAUAUGACAUAGUUAUUCCAAAAAUGUCAAACACAAAAACGGAAGACACGUGGAAGAGAAUGAAGCCGAUCAUGCCUAUUGAAAGAUUUGUUUUAUUUUCGUUUUUAGGAUCUUUCUCUGGAAAACUGCAUAACAACGGCCGUUUCAAUGUUAACGAUCUUGUUAAAUAUUUCAACAUUAUUCAAUCAGAAUUAGGCAACAACGUGUACAUAAAAACUUCUUGCAAACAUUUCAAUUCAGAUACCAUUCAUGAUGAGUUUCUACUUUGUAUGAAUGAGAGUGAGAGAAUGGAAGUGUUGAAACUUUCUACGUUUUCUCUAAUACUUCCAUCUAAUAACAUAAGUCAUAAAUCUACAGAAAUCAUUCAAUUUCGAAUAACCGAAGCAUUAAAAUUUGGCGCAAUUCCAGUUAUUUUUGGUGAUGAUAUAGAACUUCCUUAUAGUGAGAUAUUUGACUGGAGAAAUGCUGCUAUUAUCAUACCAGUGUCUUCGAUACAAAACAUUAAUCUUAUACUCAAGAAAUACACAGUUAACACAAUAAUGUCAAUACAACACGCGGGAAAGCUUAUGUAUCAAGCAUUUUCUGAUUAUACCCAUACCUUAAGUCUUAUAUUGACAGUUCUUAAACACAGACUGGGUUUUCCACCUGUACUUGUUGAUGAGAAGUCAAAUAGUGUUGUUAUAGAUAACAAACAAGGCGAAAACAUCAAUAUUUCUAAGCUUUUGAGUACAAACAAUUUUGAAUUUCUCGAUCAGAAAAUGAAUUUAUUUGGAAACCCGUUAAUGAGCCACUUGCAUACACCAUUGGAGAACAUCAAUCCGAAAAAUAAAGAGGAAGAAACUGGACAUAACAAUGUUAAACAUCCUAGAGGAGACCGAUCUUAUGAACAGUUUACAAUUGUGAUUCUAGUGUAUGAUAGAAUAGAUACUAUGUUGGAAAAUGUUGCAAGUUUAAAAGGUCUUCAAUUCUUGAGUAAAGUGAUUAUUAUAUGGAAUAACCCUAUUUAUUCGUCUACACUAACAUGGCCAGACAUAGGUGUACCGAUUCACUUAAUUCGACCAUCUAGAAACAGUCUGAACAACAGAUUUUUGCCAUAUGAUGAAAUACAGACAGAUGCUAUCCUGAGUUUAGACGAUGACUGCAUUAUGAAACAUGAUGACAUCCUGCUGGCGUUUAGGGUUUGGAAAAAAGAGAGAGAAAGAAUAGUUGGUUGUCCAGGUAGAGUUCAUAAAUGGGAUCCUGUAAGAAAUGAAUGGAAUUAUAGUUGGCAGUAUUCGGAUCUGUGGAAAGUGUCAAUGGUUCUAACGGGAGCCGCAUUUUUUCACAAGUACUAUGCUUACCUGUACAGUUAUGUGAUGCAAUCAGGUAUUCGUGAAUUUGUGGAUGAAAAUUUAAACUGCGAAGAUAUUGCAAUGAAUUUUCUCGUAUCACAUAUCACACAGAAACCUCCUAUUCAGAUGGCUUUAGAGCGCCAUCCUUUUGGGAGAAGGUGGAAUAAAGAAAUUAUAAGACUGUGUUUGACACUGUGGUGCCGAAGCCCGAAAGGUUAUAUUGAGCUAAGGAAUAGCAAUUUUUUAAUUUUACCAUCCCACAAUCUUUUGCAACGAUACAAAAAUUCUGUUGAACAAAAAAGUGGAAUAAACAAAGAAAUCAUGCGUUGGAUGGCAAAUGAGGCUAAAAUCAAAAACAUUCCACCAGAGGGCUACAAAGGAGGUCUUAUGAUAGAUGAGAUGUCCAUUCAACCAGAUUUACAGUUUAGAAAACGAAAUGGUGAUAUUGAACUCAUAGGUUUUACCGAGUGUACACCAGAUUCAAUUGUGUUCGAAAACAUGAAACUGGUAAAAGAGACAGGACUCUUGCGACUCAUGUGUUACAGCUAG